CAUUUCUUCGGUCCACGCGUUGUCAUGUGACACUUGUUCAGCCAUCUUGUGGAUACGAAAAGAGAGACAACUCGCACACAAACUCAGCGCUGUCAGUUAAAAGUGGAGACUUUCUAGGGGGAAAAAAUGGCAGAAACUCAGACACUUAACUUUGGACCAGAAUGGCUCCGUGCUUUGUCUGGUGGAGGGAGCAGUAGCACUGUGGCCUCUCCUCCACUCUCGCCUGCAUUGCCAAAGUAUAAACUUGCAGACUAUCGCUAUGGGAGAGAAGAGAUGCUUGCACUUUAUGUAAAGGAUAACAAGAUUCCAGUAGAUCUACAUGACAAGGAAUUUCUGCCUAUUUUACAAGAGGACCCCUUGCCACCUCUGGCUUUAGUCCCGUUUACGGAGGAGGAACAGAGAAAUUUCUCUAUGUCUGUAAAUAGCGCGGCAGUGCUCCGUCUCACUGGGCGAGGGGCUGGUGUGGUGGCAGGGACCCCCCGGGGUCGAAGUUCCUCUCGAGGGCGAGGUAGGGGUCGGGGAGAAGGAGGGUUUUACCAAAGAAGUUUUGAUGACGUGGAGGGUGGUUUUGGCCGUGGCGGAAGAGAGAUGCAUCGCUCUCAGAGCUGGGAGGAGAGGGGAGAUAGAAGGUUUGAAAAGCCAAGUCGAAAAGAUCCAGAUGGAGCAACAGCACAUUUUCAGCUCAAUCACAUACGGGCUAACUAUGAGGACAGCGGUCCGGGGGGGCUGGUGCGGAAGCACGACUUUACACGCGCCGAGAGUGAGAACUGGCGCGUGUCCCGCGAAGAGCAGAACGGUGAGGAUGAGGAAGGUGGAGGCUGGCGGCUGGCGGGGUCCCGACGAGAGAACGAGCGAUGGUGCCCCCCGAGUCCAGAUGGGCCGCGGUCAGCCGGGUGGCGGGACCACCCAGAGCAACGGCGCCGGUUCCCGUUCGACUCGCGGGGGGAGGAGGAGCGAGGUGGGGGCUUCCGCCGGCCCCGAUCAGGCAGCGGCAGCGUGGAGGACGAGCGGGACAGCCUUCCGGAAUGGUGCCUGGAGGACGCGGAGGAGGAGACCGGAACGUUCGACUCCUCUGGAGCCUUCUUGUCCCUCAAGAAAGCUCCGAAGGAGCCGAUUCUGGAGGAGGUGGAGCUAGAGUUCCGUCCACUGGAAGAGUGCGAGGAAAGCUUGGAGAAAGAUGGCAGCGAAUCAGAGAACACCAAAGAGCCAGAUGGCAAAGCCCCACCCACCAGGCCCCAAGACGGGGCGAAGUCAGAAGAGCCCUCUCCUCCUGCCGUUCAGCUGCCAGCAUCCAUCCCUGCUCAGGAGCCUGCCAUGGCCCUUCCCCACCCCUCCAGCCAGCCGGAGCGACCGGAAGAUCCGGAGAGGGUGGCAGUCCCCGAGAUCAGGAGCACGGCAGCUCCACUUCCCACCCCCUUAUCCAGCUGCGUCGUGGAGACCAUUUCAGUGCCACACGCCACUACCACACUCGGUGCAUGCACAGAUCUUCCAGCCCCCUCUGCUGUGCCGUUACCGUCCCGGACGGUAGCGCCCACGGCGCUGCCUCCUGCUGGCCAUACGUCUGCCCUCUCCUUCUCCGAGAACGUCGCUGUCAUGCCUGCCGACACGGAUGAGGACGAGGGGCUCAAGCACUUUGAGCAGGAGGCAGAGAAGAUGGUGGCCUAUCUGCAGGAUGGUGCCGUGGACGACGACCGUCUGGCAACCAAGAACGCAGAGCGGCCCAGCGCCACGGGUCUGCCGCUGAGUGUGGAGGGCCUCAAAUGGUACUACAAGGACCCACAGGGAGAGAUUCAGGGCCCCUUUAGCAGCCAUGAGAUGUCUGAGUGGUUCCAGGCGGGGUACUUCCCGAUGACCCUGAUGGUGAAGAGGGGCUGUGAUGAGGGCUUCCACCCCCUGGGGGAGAUAUUUAAGAUGUGGGGAAGAGUCCCCUUUGCCCCUGGCCCUACACCUCCUCCCGUUCUGGGAGAUGCGGAUCAGGAGAGAAUGAAGAGGCAACAGGAGCUCAAUGCUCUGAGUAUGUAUCAACUUCAGCAACUGCAGUAUCAGUACAUGCUCAGGCACCAACAAUAUGCUCAGGCAUUGGCUCAGCAGAAGGCGGUGCUCAAUCCAGCCCCUCCCCCGACACAACAGCACCUGAACCUGCUGCUUCACCAGGCCCUCAAGCUCAGAUCUCCAGAGCAGCAACCGAGCUUGCUGCCACCGGUGACACAUUCACUGUCGGUUCCAGAUUCUGGUUCUGUUUGGGAUAUGCAGAACCCAUCCAGCCAACCAGCCUGUCCUUCCAGCAUUCAGCCAGCGACUUCUGAGAAGUGGGAGGGUGCCAGUGUAUGGGACCUGCCCAUCGACACCGUGGGCUCCAUCGAACAGAUUCAGCUGGAGAAGGCCAAGGCUGAAAAGAUGGAGUUGGAGCGCAGGCAGGCGGAGCUUCGGGCGCAGAGGGAGGAGGAGGAAGAAGAUCGCAAACGCCUGGAAGAGGAAGAGUUGGCCCGGCGGAAACAGGAGGAAGCACUAAGGAGACAACAGGAGCAGGAAGAGUCUCAGCGACGACAGAAGCAGGAAGAGGAGCGCUUGGCUCAGGAAGAAGCGCUGCGUAGGCUCGAGGAAAAGAGGGAGGAGGAGGAGCAGAGGAGGAAAAGAGAAGAGCUUCUCCGCAAACAAGAAGAGGAGCGGCGGAAACAGGAGGAACUUGAAGCACAGAGGAAGCGAGAAGAGGAGAGGCGUUUGGAGGAGGAGGCAGCGGCGUUGGCACGACAACAGCAGGAGGAGCAGAAGCGGCGGGAGCAGGAGCUGCGGAAGGAGCAGGAGCUGAAGCGGAGGGAGCAGGAGCAGCGGAGGGAGCAGGAGCAGCGGAGGGAGCAGGAGCUGCAGAGGCAGCGGCAGCAGCAGCAGGAGGCCCUGCGUCGCCUGCAGCAGCUGCAACAGCAGCAACAGCUGGCCCAGAUGAAGCUGCCGUCCUCCUCCAAAUGGGGCCAGCAGGCGGCCGCGGCCCUCGGCCAGACGCAGAGCCCUCUGUCCCUCAGUGAGAUACAGAAACUGGAGGAGGAGCGAGAGCAGCGCGAAGAGCAGCGGCGUCUACAGCAGGAGCUCCAGAAGCAUCAGCACCUACAGCAGCCCCAGGCCAAGGCCUCGGGCUGGGGCAGCGUCGCCCAGCAGCCUGCUGCCACCAAGUCCCUCCUGGAGAUCCAGCAAGAGGAAGCUCAGCAGAUGAAACAGAGGAAGGAACAGCAGGCAGUGGUCACUCAGCUUAACCGCACACAGACCAGGCCUGCUUUGAGCACCUCGGUAUGGGGGUCAGUGAGUAACACCAGUUCACAGUGGAGUUCAGACUGCAGCAGUGUCUGGGGCGACGCUCAGAACUGCAACGUGGGUUUCUGGGAUGAGGCAGUGAAGGAGACGGCUCACCCCCCGCCCUCGCGCAAGAGCAGCUCGCAGAAGAACAAGGGGAACGCUAACCUCAGUAACAGCAGCAGCGGCAGGUCCAGUAAGAAAGCGGAGGACGAGGAGAAGCUGUUGAAACUCUUCCAGGGGGCCAGCAAGACUCAGGACGGCUUUAUGCAGUGGUGUGAGCAGACACUACACACGCUCAACACUGCCAACAACCUCGACGUUCCGACAUUUGCAUCGUUCCUGAAGGAGGUGGACUCUCCAUACGAGGUACACGAUUACGUGCGCGCGUAUCUGGGAGACACGCCACAGGCCAAGGACUUCGCCCGCCAGUUCUUGGACCGCCGCACCAAACAGAACGCCAACCAGCAAAAACCACCCCCGAGCCAGCCACAGAAACACCAGCAGGACUCUGUGUGGGGAGUGAAUCAGACCGUAUCUCAGGCAGUUUUUCAGUCCAACCACUCCACCAAGCAGCAGCCGCCACGCUUCGAAACAGUCACCUCUGCUGGCAAGAAGAAGAAGAAGCAGAAGAUGGUGAGAGCAGACCCGAGCUUGUUGGGUUUUUCAGUCAACGCAUCGUCUGAGCGAUUAAACAUGGGGGAGAUCGAGACCGUGGAGGACUUUUGAGACGAGCUGACAACUUCACUCCCCUUGACUAUUUCCGUUAACAGCUGCCAUGCUCCCCGUUGGGGGUUUUUGCUUUUGUUUAUUUUAAAAAAUAUAUAUAUAUAUAAAUAUAUAAAUAUUUCACUCCCCCAUAGUCAGUUUUCAUAUGUCGAUUCCAACCGAGAAGAGAAGGUGUGGGAGGAAGCGUCUGUCGUCCAUCCUGAAUCGUUAACCUCCCCCCAGGCAUGUGGAGAGAGAAACCGUGACUGCAGAGUUAUCCUGUCAUCUCCCGCUUUGGUGUCAUCAGACCCCACUUGACCAUCACCAGUUAUUUUAAAUGCGCAUUAAAGGAGUAACCCUGCUUGACACAGGAAAAAAAAAAAACUUCAUUUACUUUUCUUGGAUUAUUAUUUUUUUUUUAUUAUUAUUAUUUAUUGAAAA
Molecule: messenger RNA, 4434 nt
Organism: Electrophorus electricus (electric eel)
Lineage: Eukaryota; Metazoa; Chordata; Actinopteri; Gymnotiformes; Gymnotidae
Source: RefSeq, a predicted model, not a curated record